Messenger RNA from Sipha flava (yellow sugarcane aphid), 3151 nucleotides. RefSeq lists its product as uncharacterized. Lineage: Eukaryota; Metazoa; Arthropoda; Insecta; Hemiptera; Aphididae. The coding region runs from base 731 to 2839 and encodes 702 amino acids. The record is from RefSeq and is a predicted model, not a curated record. The transcript is spliced from 7 exons.
AUUUUUUCAAUAUAAUAAUUGAUAUUCUUAGAUCAUAUGUUUAUACCAAUAUACUAACUUAUUAUACCAUCGAAUCAUUUCUUCGAUAACUGCCAAAGUCCGUGAUAACGGAAUACGUUUAAAGGAAUACAAUUGCAAUGUUUUAUUACACGAAUCACACAAAUCUAAAGAUUUAAUUAUAUCAAAUUAAUUAUUUUUUUCUGAAAUCGGUUUACACGUGACGACUAUUUUUGAAUUGGCAAGAUGGAUUUUACUGACGUAACAGAGGGUAAUGCGGAACAAGGAUACCAAUUCCACUGGUGGUAUUAAAUGUGCACUGUACAAUUGCCAUUCUGAGUACAACAAGAAUGCUGUGGGAAAUCAGAAAUCGUUUUUUAAUUUCCCUAAAGAUCCUAUAAAGAUGUGCUCUGUGGAUUGAAAAAUUUAAUCCUGUUUCUUUACCAACAACAGACACUAGUGAUCUAGCAAAAAGAUAUAAAUUGUGUUCACUUCAUUUUGAGGAUAAUAUGUUUAGCAAAUUUCAAAAGAAUAGGCUUUAUCCUCAUGCAAUACCAACUUUAUUUGAAAAUUCUUUUACUGCAUCAUCAACUAGAUGUGAUACUUUGGUUAGUAGUCUAACUCCAAAUUACAUUUUGGAAAGAACUCCAAGAAAACUGAGAUACAAGAUGUAACUUAGUGAAGCCAUAGAUCAAUAAAAAAUUUGGAAAAAAGAGUUUCACAUUUAAGUGAAAUGUUGGCGCAGACAAGCAGUGUAGGAAAAUGUAUUCAACUAUGUGAAGAGUAUCUUCCACAAUCUUUAUUUAUGUUGAGAAUGCUUAAAUUUGUGAGGUACCUGGAAAAAUUACAAUUUGAAUAUUUUAAUGGUCGUCCAGAAUGGACAACUAUAAAUGUAUCAGAUUUGAAAUUGUUUAUGGCAUAUUCGUAUUUUGGAUAUCCAAAAAUUAUAAGUGAUAUGGAAGAAGAUCAAAAUGAAAACUUCAAAAAUAUAAAAGAUUUAUUUGAUUUAUAUAAAAAAGAAGAAAAAGAAUCUAUUGAAGAUAUGUUUAAAGUAAUAGAGAGGGAAAUUAUUAAAAAUUGUUCUAAGAUUAUGGUUGGUAUCACCAUGGUUCAUAGCAUUUGCAAAAGAAAUUGUAAAGACUGUGCAAAUAUUAAUGACAUUUUUGCUCAUGUAUGGCUUUUACUUCGAAUUAAAAUUAACGAGAGUGUGGUAUAUAUUGAUAUCUGCCAUAUGAGAACAUACAAAGAUUUUAAUGAUUACGUACAAAAUAAUGAACUACCCUCAGGAUUUAUGUAUUUUCCAAAAUCAGGAAUGUAUGAAGAAAAUGAUUAUUUAAAGGCAGAACUAACACCACCUUCUAGAAAAACAGAAUCAAUAAUGUCUACUCUGGACUCAAUAGGAACAUGGGUAAAUUUUGGUGGUGGUGCAAUUUUAUGUGCAGGUUUAUUUUUUACAGUUGCACCUUCUAUAGCUAUAACUUCAGCGGUAGCAGUUGCAUCAUCUUGUGUUUAUGAUACUUAUCGCCAAACACGUUCAUUAUCAAGAAUUAAUACACACAAUGGAUCGUUAGUCAGUUCAGAAGCUAUGGAGCAUUGGUUGAAUUUAGGGACUUCUAUACUUGGUGCUAUAACAGCUCCUUUAAGUGCUGUUUCAAGAUAUAUCGAAACGGAAAGUGUUUAUGUUUUAAGAAUAUUAAAAUUUGGAAGGUCAUUAAAUUCUUUUCAAAAAGGCUUAUAUAUUACACAAGCAACAUUGGAAAUUAUGCGCUUCACUGUAAAAGCUAUAAACAAAAAUAUUACAAUGAGGAGUGUGACAGAAUUACGUUUAGAUUUGUUUGUUGUAACGGGAAGACUAUUACCAAUAUCCUUCGUAGAAACAAUUCUACAGAUCGCGGUGUCGGCGGUUCUGAAUUUCGACGACGUGUGCUGGAGGAUCGUCACCGAGAUCGCUUAUUGCGUGGGUCAGCGUAUCAUGCGGUCGCCGACGUUCGUGAUGGAACACGCGAAACAGUUCGUCGACAAGCUGGGCAAGUUCGUGUCGAACAACCUCACCAUGGACAAGAUGUUGUGCGCUUGGCAAGUGUACAGUAGGCUGAUGAACGCGUACCGCGAGCUGGCGGCCGCGCUGCGCGGACCGGAACUGCUGCGGCACGUGGUGCACCACCUGUUGGCGGUGCCGUGCGACGCGGCCGCGAAAGAAGCGCUGUGCGGCCACCGGAUGAAGGAGCUGCUGGACGAGCUAGGCGUCGCGGACGACCGGCACGCGGUCGAGGUGUGCGUGCGGCUGGUGGUCGGUAUCGCGGACGGCGUGCGGGAGAAGUACCGCGACGCGGUCGCGGCCCUGGCCGACCGCAGUUUCACCGACUCGGACCGGAUCGACACGGAGUUCUGUGUCCAGUACGGGCUGGCCGCGUGCACGUACGCCGAGUUCGUGUUGCACGGCAUCAGGCGCGUGGCCGCCGACGGGCAGGACGAGUUCUGGCGCGCGUACCGUGACCGGCCGAUGACCGUUCGCGACCAGCUGCACGUGGCCAGCUACCGGACGGGCGAGCAAUCGUUGGACACGUUCGUCACCGCGGCGCCGCCGGAAGGCCCGUCGCUGUCCGCGGACUUCUGCCGCAGUGUAGUGACCGCCAUCGACCCGGCGAACAGCGCGCGAUACAGCAACUCGCAGCACAUGUCGCUACCCGACGACACGUUCGUGUUGACCGAUGUGCCCGUGCUCGGAUCGUUCAGAAUUGUGUUUUUCUACGUCGACUCGUCCGCCGGCCGAUCUCAGUCGCUGAACGUCAGCAUCUACAAUCACUCGGCCGGCAACAUCCCUGGGUUGCGAUCCAAAUAACUUGGCGAAUUCGUUUCCUCCCCCUCACACGUUGCAUGUCUUGGACAUGGGUUCGUGGCACUCGUUCCGACUCCGUUAUGUUUCCUGGUCGAUUAUAAUCACUGCUGCUGCUCUCCUAACCACUGUAUUUUAUCGUACGACCAAAACAAUUUUUUAUCAUCACGUUGUGCUUAGACGGCACUGCUUCCAUAAAAUAUUACGUAAAUGUAUAGCUGCACAUGGAUGUGCAUGCGUGUUCAAGUUAUAAAUAAAAAUUAUUAUUAUAUUAACCAGUCUUGUACGGAAUAUAUAUAUAUAUAUGUAAUGUAUUUU